AUGGUGGAUUUCACUCUUUCUGACUCUGAAAAUGCUACUCGUACAGCCGCACGAGGUUUUGCAAAGGCACACCUCGCCGGCGCGAAAGCUAUAUAUUCUAACUUCUCUUCCCCAGCUGAGCGCUUUCAAUCUAUUAAGCCCAUUUAUGCUGAAGCUGUCAAAGCUGGUCUCCUCAAUGGACAAGUGCCCGCCCCAGUUGGAGGCACAAGCGCGAACCUUGUCGAGGCGGCCAUCCUAGUAGAAGAGUUCUACGCCGUUGAUGCGUCUGCUUCGUUGACGAUAUUCGCGACGGGUCUUGGUCUUACGCCGCUUGCGCUGGCAUAUCAACCGCAAUUCAAGGAAUUUAUGGACCCUUUUUUAUCUGGGGAAGGAGCCCCAUUGGCAUCUCUGGUUUUUUCAGAACCCGCUGGAGUGGCGAACUGGCUAGAGCCUGGUGCUCCAGGACUACAGACUACAGCGUAUUUGGACGGAGAUGAGUGGGUUUUAAAUGGGGAAAAGCUCUGGGCUACGAAUUCAGCAGGAUGGGACUUCCGAGGAGCAGAUCUUGGCUGCGUUGUUUGCCGUUGCGUGAACGAGGAUGUAGUUUCGAAAUCGUCGCAUCCGCAAGAUCUCACCAUGGUGUUGCUCGUCACCAAGGCCGAUAUCGAAAGAAGCGGAGAGGGCAGCUUCGAGGUCCUCAAACACGUCGAGACUCUAGGCCACACAGCUGUUUCAGGGCCUCACAUCAAGUACACGAACGUUCGCGUGCCUGCUAAAAACCUACUGUGCCCACCAGGAACUGGUGCCGCUGUUGUUAAUCAUUCAUUCGAGAUAUCCGCCAUGCUUGUAGGUGCAAUGGGUGUUGGCCUUCAACGAGCUGCCUUUGACGCCGCACUCGCAUUCUCUCGCGAUACACGAGGGGGAACUGUCCCAAUUGGCAACCGUCAAUCUGUAGCAGAUUUGUUGAUAAACAUCAAGAUGAGAACCGAUACUUCAAGACUUCUGACGUGGAAAGCCGCUCACUGCCUCCUUGCUGGUCCUGGCGAGCAUGAGCAACGACGAGAGCUGUCGCUACAGGCAAAGAUAUUCUGCUCUGAUGCUGCAGUACAGUCUUGUACUGACGCUAUCAAUGCAGUUGGAAUAUCUGCAUAUAAUCUCGACUACCCCUUUGGAGAUCUACUCAACACCGCUAUGGUCCUUCCCAUUUUUGAUGGGGGAAAUAUUGGUAUUCGUCGACGGGCAUUGCAAAGUAUCUUCAUGUCGGAAGGGUAUCAACCGUGGCUUACGUCCUUCGGUUCUGAUUAG
Messenger RNA from Talaromyces rugulosus, 1284 nucleotides. RefSeq lists its product as uncharacterized. Gene Ontology annotation, molecular function: flavin adenine dinucleotide binding. The transcript has 7 exons. Gene Ontology annotation, biological process: butyrate catabolic process; fatty acid beta-oxidation using acyl-CoA dehydrogenase. NCBI's taxonomy places the organism in Eukaryota, Fungi, Ascomycota, Eurotiomycetes, Eurotiales, Trichocomaceae. Bases 1 to 1284 code for a protein of 427 amino acids. The record is from RefSeq and is a predicted model, not a curated record.